Fulmarus glacialis (Northern fulmar) is the source of this 2162-nucleotide messenger RNA. RefSeq names its product solute carrier family 6 (neurotransmitter transporter), member 4 (gene SLC6A4). Bases 5 to 2017 code for a protein of 670 amino acids. Gene Ontology annotation, biological process: serotonin uptake; sodium ion transmembrane transport. Gene Ontology annotation, molecular function: serotonin:sodium:chloride symporter activity; serotonin binding. Gene Ontology annotation, cellular component: neuron projection; plasma membrane. The transcript is spliced from 13 exons. Lineage: Eukaryota; Metazoa; Chordata; Aves; Procellariiformes; Procellariidae. The record is from RefSeq and is a predicted model, not a curated record.
AAAAAUGGAAAAAAAGACAACAAGCAAUGAGACUGAGCCGCUGACUUCCAAGAAAGAUGUCUCAGACUGUAAUGAAGGAGAAGAUUGUAAAGAGAACGGACUUCUGGUCAGGAACCCUAAAUCUGCCCUACGGCUAGUGGAGGAUAGCAAUAAAGUCCAUCCCAGCCAGGGAGAUAAAGGGGAGGCAGCUCAGAUCUCAAAUGGUUAUUCAGGGGUUCAGAGCUCUGUUCCCUGCAAUGGAAUGGGAGAGGUGGAAGAUGCCCAGUGCACUGCCCCAGCAGCUACAACCACCACUACAACCACCACUUCUACCACCUGCGGAGCAGAAGGACAGCAGCAGCUGAUGGAGCUAGAAGACAGAGAGACCUGGAGUAAAAAAAUUGACUUUCUACUCUCUGUCAUUGGAUAUGCAGUGGAUCUGGGAAAUGUGUGGAGAUUUCCUUAUAUAUGCUAUCAAAACGGAGGAGGAGCAUUCCUCAUUCCUUACACAAUUAUGGCCAUCUUUGGAGGGAUUCCUCUCUUCUAUAUGGAACUAGCACUAGGACAGUACCACAGGAAUGGGUGUAUUUCAAUUUGGAGAAAAAUAUGUCCUAUAUUCAAAGGAAUUGGCUUUGCCAUCUGUAUAAUAGAUCUUUACGUAGCCUCCUACUACAACACCAUUAUGGCUUGGGCCUUUUACUACCUCGUAUCCUCCUUCACGGCGGAGCUGCCAUGGACUAGCUGCACAAAUGCUUGGAACACAGGCAACUGCACUAACUACUUCAGCAAGGACAAUGUCAGCUGGUCCCUGCACUCCAUCUCUCCCGCAGAAGAAUUUUAUACCCGCCACGUUCUACAGGUGCACAGGUCCAAUGGGCUGGAUGACCUGGGGGGCAUUAGCUGGCAAUUGACCCUCUGUUUAUUGUUAAUCUUCACCAUUGUAUACUUCAGCAUCUGGAAAGGGGUCAAAACAUCUGGCAAGGUGGUAUGGGUGACUGCCACAUUCCCUUACAUCAUACUCUUUAUCCUGCUAGUGAGAGGUGCAACUUUGCCUGGGGCUUGGAGAGGUGUCCUCUACUACUUGAAACCUGACUGGCAGAAACUCCUGGCCACUGAGGUUUGGGUGGAUGCAGCAGCUCAGAUUUUUUUUUCCCUUGGUCCAGGUUUUGGGGUCCUAUUGGCUUAUGCCAGCUACAACAAAUUCCAUAACAAUUGCUACCAAGAUGCUCUGGUUACCAGUACCGUGAACUGUGUGACUAGUUUUGUGUCUGGAUUCGUCAUCUUCACUGUGCUGGGAUACAUGGCUGAGAUGAGGCAUGAGGAUGUGUCAGAGGUUGCCAAAGAUACUGGACCCAGCCUUCUCUUCAUUACGUAUGCUGAGGCCAUUGCAAAUAUGCCUGCUUCCACUUUCUUUGCCAUCAUCUUUUUCCUGAUGUUACUCACGCUGGGAUUAGACAGCACGUUUGCAGGACUAGAGGGAGUGAUUACUGGAGUAUUGGAUGAAUUCCCGCAUGUCUGGAGCAAACGCAGGGAAUUGUUUGUCCUUGGUCUGACCAUCAUUUGCUUUUUGGGGUCAUUAGCAACCCUGACAUUUGGAGGCGCAUAUGUGGUAAAGCUGUUUGAAGAAUAUGCCACUGGUCCAGCUGUCUUAACAGUUGUGUUUCUGGAAGCAGUUGCUGUGGCCUGGUUCUACGGCAUCACCCAGUUUUGCAACGAUGUGAAAGAAAUGCUAGGCUUUACCCCAGGCUGGUACUGGCGAGUUUGCUGGGUAGCAAUUAGUCCCAUCUUCCUUCUGUUUGUCACUUGCAGCUUUCUGUCCAAUCCUCCUGAGCUACGGCUUUUUGAUUAUAAUUAUCCCCACUGGACCGCAGUAGUGGGUUAUUGCAUAGGAACCUCUUCUAUCAUCUGUAUUCCAAUCUACAUGGUUUAUCGGUUGAUCAUCACUCCAGGAACACUUAAGGAGCGUAUUCUGAAAAGCAUUACUCCAGAAACAGCUACAGAAAUUCCUUUUGGAGACAUCCGCAUGAAUGCAGUAUAAGCUAACCUGUUUUCUGGGGAGAGAGAGGAGGAGCAUAAUAUGUAACUUUCCCCAUACUCUCCCCCUCAACGAAUUACAUUUCCAGCUGAGACAACAAAUGGAGGAGUUUUCUGUGGAGGUUGCGUCGCUGACAGUGGGCACUUGG